UUUGAUAUUACUGUCGUCGUGUUAUACUACUCUUCUAAUAAGUCGUUUUGUCAGUAACAUUAAGAGAAAUGGGAGAUGAGGAGGAUCCAUGGGGAGCUGAUGAUUCUGAGCAACAGCCUGAAGUCACUGUUGUUCCACAAGCGGCAGCUUUAGAAAGUCAACCGCCUGUAGCUGAUGCCCCUUCUGCAGUAAUAUCGGAUACGGCGGAUGCUGAAGUAGCUCCACCUCCACCACCAGUAGAAGAUGAUGGAUACAGAAAACCAGUUCAGUUGUAUAGACAUUGGGUUAGACCCAAAUUCCUGCAGUACAAAUAUAUGUAUAAUUAUAGAACGAACUACUACGAUGACGUCAUUGAUUAUUUAGACAAAAGGCAGAAAGGGGUCUCAAGAGAAAUUCCCAGACCACAGACAUGGGCUGAACGAAUCUUGAGAAGCAAUUAUUCCAGUGGAAGAUGUCUGGACUUCGAAUCCUCCAGUAAGAGAGAACACCAAUUAAUUCAAACUUUAGCAGCAUCAAUUCGACCACAUAACUAUCACACUAAGGCUUAUAUCAACCAGAAAUAUGCUAAAGUUCUCUAAGUUUGUUUUCCAACUAAGUAAUGUAAAUAUUUAUUUGACCAAUCUACUUGUAAGUGUAUAUUCUAUCUAAAACAUAUUAAUGUAGAGUUUCAUUGCAUAAAAUAAAUUUGUGAGAAAAUAUUAUGAAA
Musca domestica (house fly) is the source of this 706-nucleotide messenger RNA. Its product is annotated as flightin. The record is from RefSeq and is a predicted model, not a curated record. Lineage: Eukaryota; Metazoa; Arthropoda; Insecta; Diptera; Muscidae. The transcript has 4 exons. The coding region runs from base 69 to 578 and encodes 169 amino acids.